CUUCAGUCACUCAAUAGUUAGCUUAGAUCUAGUGUAGGCCUAAGGCGCUUUCAAUAUGCUGAAGGCGCAUCGAAAAACAAACAGUACAUGGUUGCGAUAAAGAUGUUUCUUUGGUGUUAGCCUAGGAAGUUAGCUCAGGAAGUGGUGCGGAACAAAAGUGGACCUCCAGCAUCCGUCAACGUUGGCGUUUGUUUGCCAAAAUGAUUGGACUUUCUUCAGAUGAUGUUAUUUACCUGCUAUUUAUGGUAAUCUCUGUGGCAGCAGGUCCUGUUUUCAGAUCUGUUUUAAUAGACAAAACGUCAAGAAGAUGGGCUUCGGCGUUGAUUGGAUUCCUGUUGCUAGCUGUUGUGUGCGGACCUCACACCGUGCAUCUUGUUAUAACGGUUGUUGGCAAUUGUGUUCUGUUGAAGCUUUGUCCACCGACAAAGAAUGAGAGAGACUUGCCGGGGAAGAGUUUCAUCUGGAACUUUGGUUACCUGGCUGUCUUCAGGACAGUUCACUGGGUGGGAAUCCCAGCUCCAAGUCCAGUGACCAAUGCUGCCCAAUUAUUCCUGACUCUACGGAUGAUUGGUAUAGCAUUUGAGAUCCAGGAUAGUUUCAUGUUCAGAGCCCGAGCGCAGGAGUCAGGUGAUGCUAACAAGAGCCAAGAAGCGCUGCUGGUUCGAUACUGUACAGUCGAUGUAGGGCCAGCAGAGCUUGUCUCCUAUGCCUUUUGCUACAUUGGAAUACUUACAGGUCCCUACUACAAGUACCGCACAUUUCAAGACUGGCUGGAGCUACCAGUGAAUGCUAAUCUGAACGUGAAGCAGACAUUGACGGAACGUGUCAUACAGCUACCUGUCAUUGCCUUCUGCUUCUGGUUUUUCUCACGCUCCUUCAAUAUCGAGUACGUGGAGACAAUUGCAUUCCUGGAACGCCCCUUCCUCUUCCGCCUGUUCUACAUGGUCCCAAUGUUCAUCAUUUUCCGCACACGCCUGUACAUGGCCUGGAUCAUGUCGGAGAUUAUGUCUGUGACGGCUGGACUGGGAGCAUAUCCAGCAAUAUCCAAGCCACAGUGUGGUCAGGGACCCACCGACUACAGCAUGCUGGACACUUUUUACACAUCACCCAAAAAGGUUGACCAACGCUACAACUUUGAGACAGUGCACAACAUUGACAUAUAUGGCUGUGAGCUGGCCCCCUUGACCAAGCAAGGACUUCGCAGUUGGAACAUGACAGUCCAGUACUGGCUGGCCACCUACAUCCACCGCCGUGUGCCGCCCGCCCUCAAGGCCAACAGAGUGGCGAUCACCAUGACCGUAAGUGCCUUCUGGCAUGGCAUCCACCCUGGCUACUACCUCAGCUUCCUCACUGUCCCUCCCAUCCUCAUGGCGGAGGAGACCAUGAUCAAAGCUUUCCGCAAGGAGGCGAGCCCUCUGGGGCAGCAGCUCUUUGAUUGGGCUUGCUGGUUCUUCAAGAUGCGUGGCUUCGACUAUAUGUGCAUGGGCUUUCUGCUGUUGCGUCUGGGCUCCACGCUUCGUUACUGGUACUCGAUCUACUUCCUCGGACAUCUUGUCAUGUUAUCAUUUUUAGCAAUCGGACAUCUCGCUUUAGCUCUCAAACCUAAAAAGCCGAAGGCUCAAUGAUAGCUGAAUGUCAGCAGCCGUGGGGAGUCUUCCAGGGUAUAGCUGAUGACUGAGUAAGUUGGAUUUUCAGUCCUUGCUGGAUGAGAGGCGCAAAGAAAUUUAUGGUUCGGAUACAAACAGUUGUACAACAAAGAACAAAACCCCUGGAACAUUCCAUCAUUGUGGAAUUUGUGAUAUUUUGGAGGAAAAAAAGUUGUCUAUUUUUUAGUGCGUGUAAAAUUAAGAACCUAUGUCAUGAAGAGUUUAUCUUAUAAGUUCUAUUUUAUGUGUAGGCCUACCAUUUGUCCUACAGAAAUUCUUACUUUGUGUGUGCCUUUUGUCUGCAGAAAGUGCUAUUUCGUGUGUGCAGAUUGUCCACUGAAAGUUCUACUGUUUGCAUGCCGUUUUUGUGUUUUUAUUUCUAUUUUGUUUGUACUAUCAUUUUUAGAUUCUACUUUAUAUGUGUGUGAUAUCAGUUAUGAUAUGUUGUCACAAAUGUUACAAAGCCACAAAGCCACCAAGUUUUGCUAGUUUUUUAAACUAACGAGGGAAAGGCAGGCGCGUGUGUGGAUGAAGACAAGAAAUCUUAGUUCAUUUUUUGUGGAUAUUCUAUGUACCGGUAUGUGUUUUAUAGAAAAAAAGAUAGAGUACAGGGUGUUUUUUUUUACAAAUCAAAUCCUUACUGGAUGUGUCUUUGAGUGUGUUAAUAUAAGGAAUUGCAAGAUCUAGACAGGGUGUGUUUUUCUUGUUUUAGAUGAACAGAUGUGGAGAUUGCAGAACAGACUGUCCCCCCAGACAGGGAUGCCAACCAGUACGAUUUUACGUAUUUUAGUACGAUUUUUUGCCGAAAAUACGCGAAUACGACUUCAUGAAAAAAUACGCAUCCUGGAAUGUGAAAAAUGCGAGAUUCAGCUUGGGCGAGUACACCUAAUUACAGGUAUCUCAAGUCCUAUCUUUUGUCAAAAUAGUCUCAGUAACACGGAACUGGAAUAUUUGAAAACCAAGUGCGAUAAGGUCAGUAAGUUCAGUUUUGCCGGUCGCGAAUGUGAUAUAUUCGUUCAGCUUUUCCCUGUCCGAGAGUACGUUUCACGCGAACAGGCGGCUAUGGCGGCAGGCGGAAGUGUAUGUGACACCGAGGCUCGAUCGAGAAAAUCAAGAUCUACUUUCACUUUCGUUACCACCGAGAAGUUUGCCAUCGGUAGUCUGAUAGGCUAAAGCAACAUUUGUGACAGGCAGGUUGUGCAGUAUAAACGCUGUGUCGCCGUGCAAAUUAAAUUUAAUCAAUACUCCGACUCGUCUCUGUGCUGUGACUUGUGGGAAAAAAA
Molecule: messenger RNA, 2929 nt
Organism: Aplysia californica (California sea hare)
Lineage: Eukaryota; Metazoa; Mollusca; Gastropoda; Aplysiida; Aplysiidae
Product: lysophospholipid acyltransferase 7
Exons: 7
Coding region: 201-1625 (474 amino acids)
Biological process (GO): lipid modification; phosphatidylinositol biosynthetic process
Cellular component (GO): mitochondria-associated endoplasmic reticulum membrane contact site; membrane
Molecular function (GO): lysophospholipid acyltransferase activity
Source: RefSeq, a predicted model, not a curated record